Messenger RNA from Myotis daubentonii (Daubenton's bat), 556 nucleotides. It is a transcript of the gene XCL1, whose product is annotated as X-C motif chemokine ligand 1. The record is from RefSeq and is a predicted model, not a curated record. Gene Ontology annotation, biological process: chemokine-mediated signaling pathway; antimicrobial humoral immune response mediated by antimicrobial peptide; positive regulation of cell migration. Gene Ontology annotation, molecular function: chemokine activity; CCR chemokine receptor binding. Gene Ontology annotation, cellular component: extracellular region. Lineage: Eukaryota; Metazoa; Chordata; Mammalia; Chiroptera; Vespertilionidae.
CAUCCUCCGGCUCUGCUCGCUCAGCUCAGUGCACUCAGCAUGAAGCUUCUGCUCCUCGCCCUGCUCGGGGUCUGCUGCCUCGUGGCCCACGUUGUGGAAGGUGUGGGGAGUGAGGUCCUGGAACAGCGAAUCUGUGUGAGCCUGACCACCAAGCGGCUGCCCGUGAGCAGAAUCAAGACCUACACCAUCAGGGAGGGGCCCAUGAAAGCAGUCAUAUUCAUUACCAAACGUGGCCUUAAAGUCUGUGCCGAUCCGCAAAUCGACUGGGUGAAGAAGGCGGUGGAAACCAUGGACAAGUCCAAGAGAAUAAACACAAACCAGACCAAGCCCACGGGAGCCCAGCAGCCCACCAGCACAGGCGCGACCCAGGCGAGGUAGUGGCCUCGUCCCGUCCGAGCCAGCGGCCGAUGUCUCCUUGCAAGCCCUCUCCUUACAAGGACCGAUUAAAUUAUAUGCACCUUUUCUGAAAGUACAGCCUGCAUCUAGUUGUUUUCUUGUGUUUUUACUUUUCGUGUUUUCCUGGUCAUUCAGCUGCUUUAAUGAAUAAAUAUUUAUU